ACUGUCGGACUUGUGCAGACAUCCCGUCGGAUCGCCAACACAGAAGCUGGAGAUGCACUUGAGCAGCGCGCAAAUCACACCAGACAACCAUGAUAUGCACAAGACAUCUGCAUACAUGAGGAGUGCAAAGCUGUGUUAUGUUGGGGAAAACCGGGGAACCGGCUCAUAAAGAGAUGUUAGGACCUCAAAGCAAAAGCCCGUGGAAAUUACUCCUAAAGCGAAACCAAAGAGCCACUUCACCACUGUGAGUAUAUAUGGAGAUAUUGGAGUUCACUUUUCCAUCCUAAUAUGAGACGAAAUGGAAACUUAAACGACUUUUGACAAAAAGGUGAUUUAAUUCUGCACGUGACGCACAGAAGUUUUACAUGCAUAUGGAUAUGUAUGGCAAAAACACAUCAACCCAAUACCUGAUGGACAUUUAGGAGUGGUUUGGAUCUAAAUGGGAUAUACUGGACAUGCAUCUCGCAUGACAAGUAUUUUCUGUGUAUUUUGUCUGGCUCUAUUUAUAUGCGUAAUGUUCAUUUUUUAAAUUCCGUUACGCACGUUUAAUUUGGAAUAAAAGCGCAUGCAAGAUCAGGAGUGGGAACUCAGAAAAGGUCGGUGCUCAGUUCUAGAGAAUACUAAACCGAAAGGCCCUUUUAGAGAGAAAACUAACGGUUUCCACUAUUGAAAACCUUCUGCUUUGUUUUUUAUCAACAGUGAUAUACCAUACAGUUGUGCCAUUUAUAAAGCACUCGCAGUCUCCAAUGAACGCGCAUUCUGGAUUUAAGAAACAAAAGAGGGCGGGAGAUUUAUUUUAAGGAGACCGGAUUGAGGAUUUUCGGCUUGCAGAGUAGAUAAUGUAGAAACACAUUGUGUUUUUGCAAGAGUUUCGGUUUGGAAACUCUUAGCCUGACUUGAAAUGCUUAUCUUGUGCUGGACGUGCGACUUGUUUAGAUGUUUUCUCCAUAGAUCAAGAGCUUUGUGAUUGUAUUAUGCAUGGCAUAAUGCCAUGGCAUGAUCGAUAGUAGAAAUGCCAUACCUUACAUCAAGCAUGAAUGCUGACAAGUCUUGAAAUGUCUACACUAAUGUGUCAUAGAGGCAUUUUUCUUCUCGGAAAACUAUCUAAUGGCUCAUUUAUGGAAAGAAUGGGGCAUUUGGGUCAUAUAUUGGAUUAAAAGGAGUUAUGAAGUCCUCUAAGGAAUCAAAACAAACAGUCCUCAGCCCAAGUCUCAAUCUUUGUGGUGCAAUUAUGUAAUGUUGCUGAUUCAUCAGUCAAAGAACAUUUCAAUUCACUUGUAAUGAGUAGAAAGAUUCCAUGCCCUUUGGAUAAUCUUCUCUGACCCAAGUGCGUCAAGUAAGGAUAGAAGUGUAGAGGAAUGUGCUAUUGACGUCAUGAGGUGAAAUAACCAACCUAAAAUUCUGGAACUGUCUAACUGCUGGAACGAUUUAAAUUUUCACCAUCUAGACGUCAAAGCUAUUUGGUCCGAUUUCCAUUUUUUCCAUCCAAGCAGCUUAUUUUGCUCAUUUUCACAUUCACCCCAAGUUUGAUUGAAGUAUCAUGGCUUCUCCUCAACAUCAACAACUGCUGCUUCCCAACAGCGAAGUGAGCUGCGACUCUAGCGGUGAUGGCCCUGUAUCUGUGUGCAUCAGCGGUACCAAACCACACAAACAACAGCGCGGGAGUUUGGGCACCAGCACUAUGUGCAGCAUCCUAGGGGGCUCCAAACACUGCAAAUACAGCAUCUCUUCCAGCUGUAGCUCAGGCGAGUCUGGCAUCUGCAAACCAGUCUUUAAAGGCCUGCGGACGCAAAGGAAAAUGCCACAGCUGUUUGAGAGGUCAGCCGGUCACUUUUGGAACCCCAAGUUUGAUUCCAACAUCCUGGAGGAGGCCUGCCGUGAGCGCUGUUUCCCGCAGAUGCAAAGACGUUUUCGCUGCGUGUUGUUUUAUCUGGUGGCCGCCAGCCUUCUUUGGGGAUUUUUCUUCAUUGUUAAUGCCAAUCGAUGUGAACAAACUGCCUUCCUAUUGCCCACGGCCUCGUUCCUACUCCUCUGUUGCCUCCUGUUCAUCUUUACUUUUACACGGUUUUACGCCCGCUGCUACACUCAAGCUUCGCUGUUGCUAAUUGUGGUCACUUUCGCCCUAACACUCGCACCACAGAUCCAAACAUCAGGUUUUAGUGACUUCAACAAUCUUUCGAUUACGGAUGAAGAAGAUUUAGGUGACUUCAGUGGUUUUGAGAGUGGAAACCUCACUUUUGAGGCUCCCAAAAUUGGAGAUUCAAAGGCCCCAUGUUUAUCUCCAGUUGGCACCUUCUCUCUUGGCAUGGAAGUGCUUUCGUUGCUCUACAGUUUCCUCCAUGUUCGUCUGUACACUUCUGUACUGCUCGGCUUGUUCUACUCCAUUCUGUUUGAGACGCUUGGCUGGAUGCACUUGAUUCAAGGUGAUGAAUGGAGCCACUCUAAAGAGGAACAUUUGGAAACACUUUAUUGGCUGAUCCCUGGGAGGGCCAUUUUACAUCUUUGCGCCCACAUCAUCGGCAUACACCUUUUUAUUAUGUCAGAAGUGCGCUCACGAAGCACAUUCCUCAAGGUCGGCCAGGCCAUCAUGCACGGGAAAGACUUAGAGGUCGAAAAGGCCCUGAAGGAGCGAAUGAUCCACUCUGUGAUGCCUCGUCGGGUGGCAGAUGAGCUCAUGAAGCAGAGCGACGAUGACAACGACAAUUCAGUUAAACGUUACUCGACAGGAGCGGCAAUAGCCGGUGCUGCAAGCCCUAAAAACACCAAGCGCAAAAAGACGUCGAUACCGCGAGGGCAGAUUAUUUUCCGACCCUUUAACAUGAAACGCAUGGAGCCAGUAAGUAUCCUGUUCGCGGAUAUUGUUGGUUUCACCAAAAUGAGCGCCAACAAGUCCGCGCAUGCGCUGGUGGGACUCCUCAAUGACUUAUUUGGCCGUUUCGAUCACUUGUGUGAACUUACGUGUUGCGAGAAGAUCAGCACGCUCGGGGACUGCUACUAUUGCGUCGCCGGUUGUCCUGAGCCACAAGAAGACCAUGCUUAUUGUUGUGUGGAGAUGGGGCUUGGAAUGAUCCAAGCCAUUGAGCAGUUCUGUCAGGAGAAGAAGGAGAUGGUGAACAUGCGUGUUGGCGUCCACACAGGCACUGUACUUUGUGGGAUUCUUGGUAUGAAGCGUUUUAAAUUUGAUGUCUGGUCCAAUGAUGUCAAUCUAGCCAAUCUCAUGGAGCAGUUGGGCGUUGCUGGGAAAGUUCACCUGUCUGAGGCCACGGACAAGUUCUUGGAUGAUCGUUACCUGAGGGAGGAUGGGCGGGUCCCAGAUAGGAUCGGACCAAGUGUGGUUGCAGAUCAACUCAAAGGUCUCAAGACAUAUCUGAUAUCCGGGCGUAAACUGAAGCAUGCCCAGCGGAGCUGCCCUCAGUCUGGUCUGGCAGGUGCAGCCACGUCCUGUGGCCACACUCCUGACUUUACGACCUCAACCUGCGCUCUGACACCUGGCCCGGACAGAGUUAAAUCUGCCUGUCCCUCGUGUAGCAUGUUGACUUCUGAAGACGGAGCGGUUCUUAACAGCUGCACAGAUCCAGAUCACAAGACCAUCAACAGCAAGGGGCCCCAAGGCCAGAGUCCCAAGACCUUUAAUGGCUUAUUAAGCCCUCACCUGGAGCAGCCGCUGACCCAGAGUCAGACGUCACUGUGCGAGAUGCUCCAUGAGAAGAAAUGGGGCGGAGGGGGCGGAGUCAGUGGCAUGGGAGUGAUGGACCAUUCCGCCCUCAUCCCACUGCGCUCCAAAAACUUCCGUGAGAGGAGCGACGCUCACUUCGUGGACGUAAUAAAGGAGGACAGUCUAAUGAAAGAUUACUUUUUCAAACCACCCAUUAACAAGCUGAGCCACACAUUCAUAGACAAAUCUCUAGAGUCGGCUUACAAGACCAGCUACCAGGAAGAGGUGGAGACACAGGCUCCUGUUCAGACCUUUGCCAGUCCCACAUUCAGCUCUUUUCUGGACAUGCUGCUAUGUUGUUGUGUUCUUCUGGCUCUCUCAUUGGCUUGCUUCCUGCGACCACUGGUUACCCAUCAGCCGUUGCCCACACCGGCCCUCAUAGUGGCGGCAGUCGCAGCAGUGCUUGAGUGUUUGGCUCUAUUGCUGGCAAUCCGAAGAGCAUUUUACCUGGGCACGGUUGUGAACUGCACCAGAACUCUCCUCUGGGCGAUCUCCGGCUGGAUUCCCCGUCACAUGAUCGGAGCCGUGCUGGUGUCUUUACCUGCAGUGGCUGUGUUCUCUCAUAUCACCUGCAAUAUGCAUCAAUCCAUACAGUUCACCAUGUUCACCUGCUGUGCUGUCAUUAUCGCCAUCAUCCAGUACUGCAAUUUCUGUCAGCUCAGUUUCUGGAUGCGUUCAAGCUUGGCGACACUAACAGGACUCACUUUCUUUAGCGUGCUGUGGAGCCCCCCCUGCAGCACUUGGGAACGUUUAUUUUUGAGAUCCAGUGACUUCAACAGCAGCGGUACUGAUGUCCAGACCUCUGCAAAAGAUGUGGUCCAAGUCCAGGACCUGCUCGGCCCAGAGGCUUUGGUGGCCUUUUUCCUGUUGAUUCUACUCGUCUGGUUUCUCAACCGCGAGUUUGAGGUCAGCUACCGGCUACACUACCAUGGCAACAAGGAAGCAGACCAACACCGCAUUAAGAUCCAAAACAUGCGCGACCAGGCGGACUGGCUCUUGCGAAACAUCAUUCCCAUCCACGUGGCCGAGCAGCUCAAGGUAACCCAGAGCUACUCAAAGAACCAUGACAAUGUGGGGGUCAUCUUUGCCAGCAUCGUCAACUUCAGCGAGUUCUACGAAGAGAGCUACGAGGGCGGCAAAGAGUGCUACCGCGUCCUGAACGAACUUAUCGGGGACUUCGAUGAACUCUUGCGCAAAUCGGACUUCUCCAACAUUGAGAAGAUCAAGACGAUUGGUGCCAGCUACAUGGCAGCAUCAGGCCUCAAUACGCAACAGUGCAGCGACCAAGCACACCCUCACGCCCACCUGCGAGCGCUGUUUGAAUUUUCCCUGGAAAUGAUGCGCGUGGUUGAUGACUUCAAUAAAAACAUGUUGGGCUUCAAGUUCAAGUUACGGAUCGGGUUCAACCACGGACCUCUUACUGCUGGAGUUAUCGGCACAACCAAGCUACUCUACGACAUUUGGGGCGACACUGUAAAUAUCGCGAGUCGGAUGGACACUACAGGUGUGGAGUGUCGCGUUCAGGUUAGCGAGGAAAGUUAUUGUGUUCUCAGCGGAAUGGACUACGAGUUUGAUUACCGUGGUACCGUCAACGUAAAGGGUAAGGGACAAAUGAAGACCUACCUUUACCCAAAGAGCACAGACAGCGGUCCCGUGCCGAAGUACCAUCUCUCGGUCUCACCAGAAAUACGAGCGCAGGUGGACGGUAGCAUUGGUCGCUCACCCACCGAUGAGAUCGCCAAUAUGGUGCUUGCCGCCAAUGCCGGUAGAGUUGGUCCAUCGUUUUCUGUGAGCUCAGGUCUUACUGGACAAGGAUACAUUGGGAGAGACUUCACUGAGAAGGUAUCUGGCAGUGAUCGUACAUCCAAGACCCAGCGAUCCGCAUCUGCUGUUGGCCUGACUGGUAUACCAGAGACCACCUUGUGUGGAAGUCCAGCUGCAUUUGGUAGACCACAAAACCUAACUAGCCAACCAGAAAACCAUGAAUCAAAGGCCACGACAAAAGAGAACAAAGAUGUGCAGUACACUGGUGAACUGACAAAACUUUAACUCUAAACAAACCAACAGUGUUGUUCUUGUUGGUUGUCCCUGCUGAUAAAAACAGCUUAAACCAGCCUAAGCUGGUUUGCUGAUAUUAGCUGGUUUUAGUUGUUUUCCCAGCCUGGCCAGCUGGUCGGCCAGCUGGUCUCCAAGCCUGACCUCCUAAUAAAACCAGAAAACAGACCAGCUAAGACCAGUAAUCCAUCUUGGGCUGGUUUAAGAUUUCUAAUUUAGCAGUGUUAACCCUUUAAAAGUGGGUUUGCAACCCUUUAAGUUUGUAAGGAUAGGCAUGUUUAAGGAUGUACGUAUGCUAGCAUAGAUUUGUAUCUGUGUAUGUGGAGUGGAGAAGUCUAUAUAAUUUAAGCACAUAAUCUUACAACUAAUGUUUAUACUGCAAGCCCAAUACUGCAGCACAAACAGACCUAAAGUACCCUCCUUAAAGGGAUAGUUCACACAAAAAAUUAAACAUCUGAAUAUCUUUUUUCCAUGAAACACAAAAGGAGAUGUUAGGCAGAAUGUUAGCCUCAGUCACCAUUCAUUUUCACUGUCUAUAAAGAAGAAUAUGGAUUUUGGAACAACAUGAGUAAAUUAGGACAGCAUUUUCAUUUUGUGCAAACUGUCUCUUUAAACAGGCCAUUUUGAGCAUUAUUUCCCUUUAGCUCUUACUAUUUUCUGCCUUUUGUGAAUUUUUUUCUUGUAAUGAAGUGCCUUUAUGAUGAUAACAAUAUGUAUGAGGCAUUUUUUAAAAUGGAAAACCGAUUUAUCAAUCCAGUGUUGCAUGUAAAUUUAAUGUUAGAAAAAGCUUUCGUUUUUUGUGAAAGCAAUUGACGUAUUUUGGAAUAUUUGUAGAUAUUUUUUGAGUUCAUCGAUCAGUAUUUACGAGGCUGCUUUGACAAUUUUACAAAUCAAAACUCUAAUUGCAAUGAGUUUACAGUAUAUUGCAAUUUUUAAAAGAAUAGUGCAUGCAUGGUGAACAGUGUCUGUAUUAGCAAAAUUGAAUAAUGUAGAGCAAGCUAUUGGCUAAAUUCACCUAGAAUCCAAAAUAUCAAACAUUUCUACAGGAAAUUUUUCAUCUUUACUUCAUUUAGCUCUACUGUAGGUCCAUGUUUGCUUUGCUGACGCUCACAUUUUUGUGUCCUCCUAAUAUUGUUUUUUAUUUUUUUUGCUAUUCAUUCUGCAAUAGAUUGGAUGGCUGACCAAAACCUGAAUUGCAAACAUUGCAGAAUUUUCAGAAUUGCAAACAACGAGGUCUUACAUGAUGUGGGAACUUUGCCAUAAUGCGCAUGAGAUCAUUUAGUCUUAAAGGACAAAAAUCUACUGUGACUUCUAACAAAGAGACUAAAUGUGGGGAGUUGGUUUCAUAGGGAGUCAACAUUUCAACAGGUUAAAGUUAACAUUCACAGUUACAUGUACCUGGUCUUAUUGUGCACGAUUCAUCAGUGCACAUUAUUUUAAAGAAAAAAAGUCUUUGUAAUUUUGUAAUCUAAAUGUAAUCGACUUUUCCAUCUGCCGUCAUCCUAUAGGUGAUGUUAAAAUGGGUUGUGAACACAGUUUCUUGUAGACUUUAACUGCUAUAAUUGUUGACUUUCAUGGCUGCACUGAGAUCUUGGAGAAGAAAAGUGAAUAAAAUUUGUUAUAUUGUCAAGAAAGAAACUUUAUUGAAAAAGAUUGGACAUUUUUAUGAUUGGAUUAAUGAAGUCAUUUUGCCAAAUAAGUCACUGCAGUGGCAGAACAGUGGCAUGAGGACUGGCAUGAGCGCUGUAAUGAUCAAAGUAACGCACAUUUUCUGUGCCAGAUAAAUGUAAAAACUUCUGUGAAAAUUAGAAUAGGUUAAAGUAUAGCUUUGACUCUGCCUGCUUGUCAGUGCAAUAGUAAAGGGUAAAUUAUUGUAUGGGAUAUUAGAAAAAGGUUAACAUUGUGUCGUCGCUAUGUAAGUCAUUUUGCACUAAUAUAGCAUUCGUUACAUGUCACUGCUUUAGAAAUUUGCCUUUCGAUAACAGUUUGAUUUAUUUGUUUUGUCCCCUUUGACUUUGUAAUGGGCAACCUUCUUUGUUUAAAAGGGUUGUGUGUUCAAGGUUUUCUCUUGUUGUAUUUCAUGUAAAUUCAGAUUUAAAUGAAAAUGGACAUAGUAGUGAUAUUUUCAACUGAUUUUACAGUGAAAUCAGAAACCAUAGGUUGAUUUUUCUUUAGCCAAAAUCGGUCUGUGCUUACCGAAAUUUGAAACACUGCCCCCGGUGGCCAAAGCGGUAAGUGUUGUUGGACAUAUGGGAAUGUGUGAGCUCCAUUAUCAACAUGAUGACACAGGAAGUCUGCAUGUUGUUUCCGAGAGUUCCAGUACGCUAUGAUUCGCCACAUUAUACCAACUCACAGACAAACGGCAUCUCCUAUUGAAUAUUUUUGCAUCGGCUCCAGUAUGUUUACCUUCCCUUGUUAAGACCGGAAGUGUGUUGCGUCAACAGCGUAGGUGACUCGGGUUCAGAUCUCACGUUGAAACCAGCAUAAUCAGUGACAAGUGCAAUUCAGAGGAUUCAUUUCCCCUCUACCAUUACAUUUUUACUCCACUGAUGGUUAUGUUUAAGUUUGGUGUUUGGGUUGGGGGGUAAAGUUUAUAAACCAUGCAUACCUGUUCACUGUAUUACAGCCUGUACAGCUGAAAACGACUCGCUUCACAACUCGCUUUUGGCGCCCCUCUGUGGACAUUUCACUCAUAAAAUGGUGCUCACACAUGCCCAUUCGCCCAACAACAGUUAUGGCUUUGGCCACUGGGGGCAGUAUUUCACAUUUCGGUAAGCACAGACUGAUUUUAGGUAAAGAAAAGUCAACAUACUGUUUCCAAUUUCAUGGUGAGAUCAGUCUGGAUGUUUAUAGGGAUUGUGCUCUGAUUAAACGAUUGAAAGAAAAUGGGAAAUAUACAACGUUUUGACACGUUUGUGUGAGUUUGCUAUCUGCCAAGGACACAUACUAAAAGGGAAUUGUUAUAAAAAGGUGAUUGAUUUGCCAGUAUUUCUCAUUGUAUGUAUUAGUGCCUUUUACUCGUUUAAAAUGCAUCUAAAUGGUCAAAUGACGUCAUCCUGUUCAUUUUCCUACACAAAUACUAUAUAUUCACUGAAUUCUUGUGUAUGAUAAAUGUCAUCAGAUUUUUAGCGCCGUGCCUUUUCUUAAUAGGAAUUUGCUUGACACGUCCAUUCCCACUGUAUAGUCUUUUUGAAUGUGAAUUAAUACUGUGUUCAUUUAGUUUCUGCUGCCUGAGACUUUAAGUACGGAAAUCAUAUUUAGGGAAAAUUAAAGGGCUGAACUAUUGCAUGAUAACAGAAGAGCCAAUAUUGUAAAAACUUUGUUUGUUUUAUUACUUUAGCUGGACCAAUUCAUGAUUCAGAGCAAUUUGACUUUAGAAAUGUGUGUACGCUACUUGACACGUAAACUUGUGGCUUUAAUUGAAGUGUUACACUGGGACUUCUUGCCAAAGAGUGUAUUUAUUCAAUAAUGUAUGAUUUUGACUUGGUUUCUUUGAAGACAGCUUAAUAGGUCAUUUAUAAACUGUGUCCAUCUGUAUUAAGAUUUCUCUUAUGUUUGUACAUAUGCAUUGCUCUGUGUCAGCAUAUCAUUUUUUGAAUUAUUUAUACUGAUGCAUGUGCCAUACUGUUACAUCAAAGCCAAUGGAUGAAAAGGGAAAGCUAAUAAUAUAGUGUUGAAGUCUGC
Molecule: messenger RNA, 9454 nt
Organism: Myxocyprinus asiaticus (Chinese sucker)
Lineage: Eukaryota; Metazoa; Chordata; Actinopteri; Cypriniformes; Catostomidae
Product: adenylate cyclase type 9-like
Exons: 10
Coding region: 1541-5764 (1407 amino acids)
Biological process (GO): adenylate cyclase-activating G protein-coupled receptor signaling pathway; intracellular signal transduction; cyclic nucleotide biosynthetic process
Molecular function (GO): adenylate cyclase activity
Source: RefSeq, a predicted model, not a curated record